AUGAAUAAAAUUAAGAUUAAGAUGAAAAGAUCGGAACAUUCUCAACAACAAUCAAUGGAUUCAGAAUCAUCGGCAAAAAAAGCAGGCGAAAAAGUUAAAAAUAAGCUUAGACGAAUUUUAAGAAAAAUCAUAGAGAUCGUUCCAUACAGACCCAAUACCGAGUCCAAAACGGUCUAUGUGAUAAAGUUAAUGUUUAUGUGUGGGCUAUAUGCUGUUUGUCUAUGCUACAUCGUGCUUUUAGCAUUUGAUAUUAAAAACGAGAAUCCACACCUUGAGACUUAUAAAGAUUUAUUGCCAAGAAUUCCUGCGCCAUAUUUGCACUUUUCUGCUCCGUUCGAUUUUACGCUAAGAUGCAAUUUUGUUGGAUCAGAUACCCAAAUAGCAAACGUAAAUACCCCAUGUCAAAAUUACUUUAACGAUCCUAAUAACUUGACUGCAAUAAAACCAACAAAUCGAGCCUCAUGGAACCCGGCUAAACUUUCGGUUGAUUCGAAUGUUCAAUUGGGUCCUGAUGGAAUUUUUGGGUUAACAGUGGAAGUUUUUCGAAGCAGAAAUUCAAAUACCACCUUAAAAAAUCAAACCAAUUCUAUUUGGAAUACUAAUAUGUGGUUCAAAAUUAAUGAUUCGGAGUUUUACAAAGCGAACUUCUCUCAAGAAGACCCUGAUUCUAUUGAUGCGAUAGAGGAAACAUUUAAACUAGAAAAUGUGCAUUUUGUUUCUCCGGGUCAGAAACAUAUCGUACGGUUUAAAAGAUUACAAAACAAAGAUCUUAACAAACAUAGAGUUCGUAAUCGAGCUGGUAUCUUCACAAAAACGAACGACUAUUUUGUUCUUUCAUCUUAUAUGGAGGUUGUUAGCCCAGAAAAUACGACUAACUUGGAUCCGUAUGCGACCAUAGAAUUCUAUUAUCAGACGCGAGUAAUAAUAGUAAACGAAGAGAUAAAAGAUAAAACAGUUAUUGGCUUAUUAAGUUCUCUUGGCGGUGCAUUUAGUUUAGGAGUAGCAAUCUAUGCAUUUUGCUUUGGCGCGUCACAAAUCUCUCCCUUCGGAUGGGCCCAAGAAUUGCCUUUCAUCAGAGGACAAAUGAAAAGAAGAUUACGGGAAACGUUCCAUAAAAUCGAAGUUUUACCGUUAAUUGACAAGAUCGAGAUUGAUGAACUCAAAGAAAUUGAAAGUAAAUUGAAAUCCGGCACGUUUACAAGCACAAUCAACGACGACGACGAUAUCCAACCAGCAUCAAUCAGUGUUGAUUUCAUUAAUAAAUUGAUAAACCACAUUAAUUUGUUGGAGAGAAGAUCUCUUGCUACAGAGAUUUUAUUUCGAGACUUUGUUGUUGACGUUGGUGAUUUUAAGGAUCUUGUAGUUAUCAACCGACAGCAGCAGGAAGGGUUACAACAACAACAUCAACAGACAGAAGUAAACACCGUGUAA
Molecule: messenger RNA, 1431 nt
Organism: Ambispora gerdemannii
Lineage: Eukaryota; Fungi; Glomeromycota; Glomeromycetes; Archaeosporales; Ambisporaceae
Source: the annotation of a GenBank genome assembly